Messenger RNA from Polyodon spathula (Mississippi paddlefish), 2810 nucleotides. RefSeq names its product solute carrier family 22 member 2-like. The record is from RefSeq and is a predicted model, not a curated record. The transcript has 11 exons. Lineage: Eukaryota; Metazoa; Chordata; Actinopteri; Acipenseriformes; Polyodontidae. Gene Ontology annotation, cellular component: membrane. Gene Ontology annotation, biological process: transmembrane transport. Bases 115 to 1791 code for a protein of 558 amino acids.
UUAAAAUGAAGAGAUUAAAGUCAACAAUUGAUGGACUUUUGAACUCAUCUGCUGCAGUAAAAACUGCCAGCCCACCUCAGCACAACCACACAGUAACCACUGGACACUGCGGAGAUGACGACCUUCGAUGAGAUCCUGGUGGAGGCCGGGGAGUUCGGGAGGUUUCAGAAGUGUGUCUUUGGGUUGUUUUGUCUGGUGUCCAUACCGUGUGCUGGCGUCUUUGUGGGAAUCGUUUUUCAAGGCUUCACACCCGAACACUGGUGUCGGAACCCAGUGGUGGAAGAUCUGCGGGGCAAAUGUGGCUGGACUCUGGAAGAGGAGAGGAAGUACACAGUUCCUCUAAUUAACACAACGACUGGCCCGGCAUACAGCCAGUGCCAGAGGUAUGAUGUAGACUGGAACAGCACCAUUGGCUGUAGCAGUCCUCAGCUAAAUUUCACCGUUAACUAUGGAAACGAUGUACCGCUGACUACCUGCCAAGAUGGCUGGGUAUUUGACUAUAAGCAGAGGAGCUCCUUUGUUACUGAGUUUGAUCUGGUGUGUUCUGAUGCCUGGAUGGUGGAUCUCUUCCAGUCAAUACUCAAUCUUGGCGUUCUGAUGGGAACGAUAGUCAUGGGUUAUGUAGCAGACAGGUAUGGCCGAAAGUUAUGUUUUCUAGUGUCAACACUGGCCAAUGCAAUUACUGGAAUACUUGUGGCUGUCUCGCCCAAUUACAUUGCUCUGGUCAUAUUCCGGGGUCUGUUUGGAUUUGCCAUGAAAGGUGGCUGGGUGACAGGCUAUGUGCUCCUCACAGAAUUGGUUGGAGUGGACUACAGGAGGACAGUAGGAAUCAUCUACCAGAUGUUCUUCAGUGUUGGAAUUCUCAUUCUGCCACUCAUUGCUUACCUCAUUCCAAACUGGCGUUGGUUACAAGUGGCCAUCACUGCCCCCUAUUUCUUCUUUUUGCUCUACUACUGGUGGAUUCCAGAAUCUCCAAGAUGGCUUCUGUCCCAAAAAAGGCCUAGCGAAGCUGUGACACUUGCUAAAGAGAUCUCUAAAGUGAACGGGAAAACACUGUCCAAAAACGUGGAGGCUCUUACAGAUGACAAUGAAGAGCUUUUGCGACCAUCUUUUCUUGACUUAGUCAGGACUCCCAAGAUGAGAAAACACACUUUCAUUUUAAUGAUUAAUUGGUUCACAAGCGCAGUUGUUUAUCAAGGCCUCAUAAUGCGUCUUGGAAUCCUGGGGGGAAAUGUCUACGUAGACUUCCUUAUCUCUGGAGUUGUCGAGUUUCCAGCUGCUUUUCUCAUUAUAGUGACCAUUGAACGGAUGGGAAGACGCAUUCCCUUCACGCUUUCUAACAUAGUUUCGGGGGCUGCUUGUUUAAUAGCUGCUUUUAUACCAGCAGAUGAAUACUGGGCUAAAACUUUGACUGCCUGUAUUGGCAGACUGGGUAUUACCAUAGCUUUUCAGAUGGUUUGUUUUGUGAACGCUGAAUUGUACCCUACUUUUGUGAGGAAUCUUGCGGUUUCUGUGUGCUCCACCCUGUGUGAUAUUGGAGGGAUUGUUGCACCAUUCCUUCUCUAUAGGCUAGCAGUUAUAUGGCUGGAGCUACCGCUGGUUAUUUUUGGAAUUCUUGCCUUCAUUGCUGGGGGACUGGUCCUUUUACUGCCUGAAACCAAAGGUAGGCCAUUGCCAGAGACGAUUGACGAUAUUGAAAACCCUAAAAGGACUAAAGAAACCAAAACUUACCAGCUUGUCACAUUGUUACCUUCAGAUGUCACAACUAAUAAAGUCUCCACUUCUGUUUGACCUUGGGGCAUCAUUUGUAUUGUUUAAUAAUGGUAAAUUAUGGCAAGCCAAAUCAUCAUUUAAAGAUAUCAUCAAAUAUAUAAAUGUCACAAUCUUUUUAAGAUAUAUAUAUGAAAAAAAACACCCAGUGUAGAUUGCUUCAUAUUUUGAGUUCUUUUCGGUGCACUUGCCUCCUCACACAUUGGGCACAUACAUAAUGUUAUUUACAUUUGAAAUAGUGAGCUGUUUGUUGAUUCUUUGAAUAGUAUUGUUCCUUUGGAUAACAAAAUAUUGAGCUCAAGUCAUGUGAUUUCAUAAAAACGCCAGUUGCUCAGUGUUUGUUACUUGAGUUGAGUUAAAACUACCAAAAUGAGUGGAUUAAGAAGCUGUAUAAAUAGCCAUUUGAAAACACAUGAUUUUAAUUAACGCAAGAAUCGAUAUGAUUGAAGGCGACCUGUUUGUGAGUGAAGUUGCCUGGAGAAUGAGAUGUUCUGCUUCAACAAUCAGCAGACUAGUCUAGAGAAACCAGAAACAGUCUCUUUGAGGGACAGACCAUGUCCUGGAAGGCAGAGAAUCACCACACAUCAGACCUGAUUGAUCUGCGCAAUCGCGUAAAGACAGCCGUGACCAGCCAACCUUCGCCAGCUGGCUGCAUCUGCACAGGAGGAGUGGCGGAACAUACCAAAGCAGUCUAUCCAGUGGCUGCUCAGGACUAUGAGUCAACAUUGCCAGGAUUCUGUUAAUGCUCAGGGAGGGCAUAUCCACCUAACUUUAUAAUGUUUACAUUUUGACAGCCUGUCUCGUUUUAUACUGAAGAUUCUUUAAUCUCUAUUUUGUUCACAUUUUCUCUGAUUUUGUUUGAUAUCUAUGUUUAAAAUAUUUGAUUAAAUUCAUUAGAUCUGAGUGUUGCAUUUCUUUUGUGCAUCAGUAUUUAAACAUAAUUGUGAGUGCUUUUUUUGUAUCCACAUGCCCUGAAGUGUGUAGCAAGAAGUGGCACUUCUCUUUUCCACAGUUUUUUUUGGUGACUAUUUUUAGGUACU